Messenger RNA from Exaiptasia diaphana, 629 nucleotides. RefSeq lists its product as uncharacterized. The record is from RefSeq and is a predicted model, not a curated record. The transcript has 4 exons. The coding region runs from base 129 to 614 and encodes 161 amino acids. NCBI's taxonomy places the organism in Eukaryota, Metazoa, Cnidaria, Anthozoa, Actiniaria, Aiptasiidae.
AGCUUCAGUCGUCUAUUAAGGCUAAUAUAGUGUUAAAGAAAUUGCGAAUACUAACUAUUUAAGCACGCGUAUCUGGUUAUAAUAAACAAUUCAUCAAACUUUCUCAUUUAUUUGUGUGUUUUUAGUUUAUGGAAAGUGAUCCUGACAGAUUUAUAGCGCAUGGUGACAUAUACGCUGACGUACGUGAUGCGCUAGGUGACGGGCUCAUGUCUGGAAACUUUGAUCGCUUGUUAAGUAUAUCCGAGGCUCAUGACAAUGUAUUGAGGAAUGAUGUGCUUUGUCUAAUGGCUGUUUAUCGGGAAAUUACUUGUGGCUACAGACAACCCAGGAACAAACUUCCUGAUCACCAAGAACUACGUGAAUUUUUAGMGCUACCAGACCACCUCUCAACAAAGGGUCGUCAACUUGCARCCAAACUGCUGGACAAUUCACAAGGCGAAGRGUUUUCAGCUCUAUCUGCRCAACCCAACCAACCACGAGCCACUGUUGACUUAGCCGAAGUGAUUGUACACACCAUGAUCAUACUACAUUGCUGUGAUGACAAUGAACUAAUCAGCACUUUGCGAUSCUURAUGGWUAAACCUGMAGCUAUGAAGGCAYGUAUARCUACAUAGGCGACCUACAAUCUU